ACACUCAAGAAACUCAUCUCUGACAAGCGAUCACAACUCUGCUUUCUUGUGAAAAGAUGUCUGUUGCAAGGUGAUACUUGCAAACUCUCACACGAAAGCAUUUACUCUGUUGAAUGCUGCAGAUUGAUUACAGAUCACAGCAAAAGCAAGUGAAGGUCCACCGCUGAGCAAGCCUCAAUCCGAUCACACUCAAUGGCCAGAUCAGUGGCUCAAUAUAAUGCAGACAGCAGGGUCAAACCUCUAUGGAGUCAUGUAAGAAUGCAUAAGCCUUCUGUUCAAACAUGUGAUGGAUCUGUAACAACACACAUCUGUAUGAGGUGUUUGAGAAAAGGACAGUUGAUGGAGACAAAGUACAUCAAAAAUGAACUUUUGCUAAAUCAUUUCCUGUCAGACAUUAAAUAACCUUGUCCUUUUCUCCUUGUGGCUAUUCGCUUGUAACCAUUUUCAGCGCUCUGUCUGUCCCUUUGAGCAGCCGAAUAACCAGAACAUCACUCCGCCUCUUUGCACUGAGACGCUCUCACUGGAGCACAGUUCAUUUACAACCAUUGCAGUGGUGCAGUACGCACAAUGAUGAACUUUACCUCGAUGAUGGCUUUACUCUCUACCUUCAGCUGGAUCUCUGUCUCAGUUUCUGAGUUUCACACUGUGGAGCUUCAGCCUGGCGAAGAAGCCACACUGAUGUGCUCCAAUUUUAGCAGUAUGGUCUCCCACAUAUUUUGGUUCAAACUUGACAACAGACCAAACAUCAGCUGCAUCUCCUCAAUGUUCAGCUCUGAUGACAAUGUUUCUCUCUAUGAUGGAUCUCAAAAUGGAAACUUCAAUAUGACAUCCAACAUCACAACCAUCUUUCUCACAAUCAAACAAGUGGAUUUCUCAGACUCUGGACUGUAUUUUUGUGGAUUUAACUCAGACAACAAUCCAGUUAUUGUCAGUGCAACACAUUUAAAGGUUCAAGUUGAAGAGCUUGAUGGAACAACAGAGCCAACAUAUGUGAUCCUGGGUGCUCUGAUUGCUGUCCUUGUUAUGGUCAUCAUGGGUCUGAUUGUCAAAAUCUCAAGACUUCAGACAGCUCAUGAGCACAGACAGAAUUCACAACAGAGUGAGAAUCUGGCCUCUGAUGCCUUGACCUACGCAACGGUGAAUUUCCACAGUAAAGCAAAAAGAAGACCUGCAUCAGAGAACCCACCUGAGACAAAUGUUGUGUAUGCUGCCACCAGAUGACUUAGGAAACAUCUGGAACAGUAGAGUGGAGCUUGUGGAAAUAAAGUCUUAACAUUUAUUCAUGCCAAGUGUCUAACUAUAUCUUGCUGAGGAAGCCCAAAGCUUUGCUCAUCUUGCAUUCAUGUCCUGAAAAAUAUUGGCUGAGUUUUACCUAAAGGAAAAAUAUAAAGGAAGAAAUUGUGAGAAAAUUAAACAAGACAGUAUAAAAGACUUGACUCCUCUCUGUUUGGAAUUACAAUUUAUACAAUUAUACUUCAAUCAGCAUUGAUUUUGUCCAAUUAAUUACAUGAAGUCCUGAGUGCUUACAAAUGAUUUUCAUGACAAACUGUUGUUAUACCACUGUUUGGGUUUUGAAAGUCUCUUUUUUCCUUAUUUUUCGUACUUGGGAGCAAAAGAAUAUGACUGAUGCUUAAGGAAGUAGGAGCCAGAAAGGACGCUGAUGACUUUUAAGUAUUUCUGAUGCUCAUGAUGAGAGUGAGAUGGAGGUUUGCAGCAGUGAAAGAGUGAUUGAGUGAUUGUUUGACAGGAAGAGACAGCACAGUGUGGUCUGAACAAAACUGAAGUUAAAAACCACUGGGCCUCUUAACUCCAAGUUUUGUGAGAGUCAACUAUCUGUAAUCUGUUGAGAGGCCAAAACAAGAAAUGUUUAAAUGAAAUGUUUAAAAUAAUGCAUGUCACCACACCCUUCAGCACAGGUCACACUUAACACCUCAGACUCCACCACCAGUUUACCUACACAUGGUGCAUUGGUGACUUUCUAACUGAAGCACAGUGAGCAGUUGCUCAGCCUCACAUGAAACCAUUUUCUCAGCUUCAGGCUGCACAUUUUUAAGCCAUGACACAUCACAGUACAGCUACAGCGGUCGCACAGUCCAGCGUUCUCUAUUGUAACAUGUAUUCUGUCUUUUUGAUGGAUCAUAAUGAAAGACACACAGUUAAAAUAAAGACCUUAUUGAAGAACAGCUUUAUUUUCCCUCGAUUUCCCAUCCAUGAAUCUGCCUCCUGAACCUGGGUUCUGAUAGCUGUGCUGUUCUGCCAUGCUGACAGUUGUUUGAUGCCUUGGAAGCUGCAAAACUCCAGAGGAUAACGUUGAAAAUUACAAUUUUUAAAUAUGCUGCCUACAGAGACGCAAGUGGAGCUUCUACACUGAGUGGAAGUGAUCAUCUGUAUUUAUGUUUGCACAAAGUACUCAAAGUACCAAGAAAUACACAGUGAGUUGUCCACAAAACACAAUAAACAGUCCUUGAAUUGGUGGU
Messenger RNA from Scatophagus argus, 2477 nucleotides. RefSeq lists its product as uncharacterized. The record is from RefSeq and is a predicted model, not a curated record. The coding region runs from base 568 to 1221 and encodes 217 amino acids. The transcript has 6 exons. Gene Ontology annotation, biological process: response to bacterium. Lineage: Eukaryota; Metazoa; Chordata; Actinopteri; Scatophagidae.